This is a messenger RNA of Rangifer tarandus platyrhynchus (Svalbard reindeer), 1944 nucleotides long. The record is from the annotation of a GenBank genome assembly. NCBI's taxonomy places the organism in Eukaryota, Metazoa, Chordata, Mammalia, Artiodactyla, Cervidae.
AUGAGGUUGACGCUACUUUGUUGUACCUGGAGGGAAGAACGUAUGGGAGAGGAAGGAAGCGAGUUGCCCGUGUGUGCGAGCUGCGGCCAGAGGAUCUACGAUGGCCAGUACCUCCAGGCCCUGAAUGCUGACUGGCACGCAGACUGCUUCAGGUGUUGUGAAUGCAGUGCCUCCCUUUCGCACCAGUACUACGAGAAGGAUGGGCAGCUCUUCUGCAAGAAGGACUAUUGGGCCCGCUAUGGCGAGUCUUGCCACGGAUGCUCAGAGCACAUCACCAAGGGGCUGGUCAUGGUGGCCGGGGAGCUGAAAUACCACCCCGAAUGCUUCAUCUGCCUCACAUGCGGAACCUUCAUCGGUGACGGGGACACCUACACUCUGGUGGAGCACUCCAAGCUGUACUGCGGACACUGCUACUACCAGACCGUGGUGACCCCCGUCAUUGAGCAGAUCCUGCCCGACUCCCCUGGCUCCCACCUGCCCCACACGGUCACCCUGGUCUCCAUCCCAGCCUCAUCUCACGGCAAACGCGGCCUCUCGGUCUCCAUCGACCCCCCUCACAGCCUGCCGGGCUGCAGCACGGAGCACCCCCACACCGUCCGCGUCCAGGGAGUGGACCCGGGCUGCAUGAGCCCGGAUGUGAAGAAUUCCAUCCAUGUCGGGGACCGGAUCCUGGAAAUCAAUGGCACGCCCAUCCGGAACGUGCCUCUGGACGAGAUUGAUCUGCUGAUCCAGGAGACCAGCCGCCUGCUCCAGCUGACUUUGGAGCAUGACCCCCAUGACACCCUAGGCCAUGGGCCAGGGUCUGAGCCCAGCCCCCUGGGCUCCCCAGCUCACACGCCCAGCGGGGAGGCGGGCAGCCCUGGCCGGCAGAAGCCUGUGCUGAGGAGCUGCAGUAUCGACAGGUCCCCGGGCGCCGGCUCGCUGAGCUCCCCGGCCUCCCAGCGCAAGGACCUGGGUCGCUCUGAGUCCCUCCGUGUGGUCUGCCGGCCGCACCGCAUCUUCCGGCCUUCGGAUCUCAUCCACGGGGAGGUGUUGGGCAAAGGCUGCUUCGGCCAGGCCAUCAAGGUGACGCACCGAGAGACGGGCGAGGUGAUGGUGAUGAAGGAGCUGAUCCGCUUCGACGAGGAGACCCAGCGGACGUUCCUCAAGGAGGUGAAGGUCAUGCGAUGCCUGGAGCACCCGAAUGUGCUCAAGUUCAUCGGGGUGCUCUACAAGGACAAGAGGCUCAACUUCAUCACCGAGUACAUCAAGGGCGGCACGCUCCGGGGCAUCAUCAAGAGCAUGGACAGCCAGUACCCCUGGAGUCAGAGGGUGAGCUUUGCCAAGGACAUCGCUUCUGGGAUGGCCUACCUCCACUCGAUGAACAUCAUCCACCGGGACCUCAACUCCCACAACUGCCUGGUUCGUGAGAACAAGAAUGUCGUGGUGGCUGACUUCGGGCUGGCGCGGCUCAUGGUGGAUGAGAAGACGCAGCCCGAGGACCUGCGGAGCCUCAAGAAGCCAGACCGGAAAAAGCGGUACACGGUGGUGGGCAACCCCUACUGGAUGGCGCCCGAGAUGAUCAACGGCCGCAGCUACGACGAGAAGGUGGAUGUGUUCUCGUUCGGGAUCGUCCUGUGCGAGAUCAUCGGGCGAGUGAACGCUGACCCGGACUACCUGCCGCGCACCAUGGAUUUUGGCCUCAACGUGCGAGGCUUCCUGGACCGCUACUGCCCCCCAAACUGCCCCCCGAGCUUCUUCCCCAUUACUGUGCGCUGCUGUGACCUGGACCCUGAGAAGAGGCCCUCCUUCGUGAAGCUGGAGCAGUGGCUGGAGACCCUCCGCAUGCACUUGGCCGGCCACCUGCCGCUGGGCCCACAGCUGGAACAGCUGGACAGGGGCUUCUGGGAGACCUACCGGCGUGGCGAGAGCGGGCUGCCCGCCCACCCUGAGGUCCCUGACUGA